CAACCAGCCACGACCCCCUAAAGAGAACUUAUACAUAACCUCCCCGUCUCCAUCUCCCAACCCAAACCAAAAAAACAAAACAAAACCAUCCGCUUUGAAUACUUCUCACUUCCAGCUACCUAACCAAAAAAAAAAAAACAAGCAAUUCAAGCAGAUCUAUAAGAAAACGAGUUGUAGGAGAGAGAAGACGAAGAGGAUGUCGACCUAUACUCCGGUGCCAUUAAAGGACCUCGAUCAUAAUAACCCAUACCACAGUAAUGCAGGAGGACCGUUGCCAUCCACAGGCCCAAGCCGGCCCCCGUUUGAUGAUCAGGGCGAAAGUCGGCUGACUCGAGCCACUCAGCUGCUCCGCAAAUACUCCGCCCCCAUCGAGGCCCUCAUCGAAAACCUCUCCAGACCCGUCAAGCCUCAUCUCAAUAAACUCGCUAGGUUCUUGCUCGUCUCUACCUUCCUCGAAGACGCGCUUAGGAUCUCCAAUCAGUUCUAUGAACAGAAAGAGUAUCUCAUCGAUGAUCAGGAAUAUCAUGAUUGGUUCGUCGUCGGAUUCUUGGCCGCCAAUGUGAUCUUAAUGGUGGUAUGUUCGAUCUUGAUCAUCUUCAAGAAAUGGGCGUUAUUCUCUGUGCUAGGAUUAGUGGGGGUGAUAGUAGCGCAAGGCUGGGUGUAUGAUCUACUUACGGACGGGACGUUUGUGUGUCUAAACCUGUCGAUCAUGGGGGCCUUAAUGCUAGCGAUCUCGGACAGUAUAGUGAGCAAGAGUGUUGGGGGGAGUGUGCGAGGAAUGGCGGGCUUACCGGACAUCAGCGAAGAUGUGGCGCGGAAGCGUCGGACGUAUCUGCAGCUGAGCGGCCGGAUCUUGUUGGUGGUCUUCUUCGUCGGCCAUGCCCUCGCCGCCUACCUCGAGCUCGCCUUCGACUCCUUCUCCUUCCUCCAUCUCGCUGCCGCCGCCCUCGCCGUAUUGGCUUGUCUCCUCGUCGCCGUCGGCUUCAAGGCCGCUUGGUCCGCUACCUUCCUCGUCAUCCUUACCUCCGUCGUUAACGUCCUUAGUAACGAUUGGUGGUCCAAACCUAAGGAUCAUCCCGAAAGAGACUUCCGUCGCUUUGAUUUCUUUCAAGCUCUCUCUGUUGUGGGAGGGAUGAUCUUAUUGAUCAACCAAGGCCCUGGAGGAAUCUCUUUUGAUGCCAAACGCAAAUCCAUUUGAAAUGUGGUCAUCUCCUGUCCUCUUGACCUUUCUAACCAUCAAUCCACAUCCCUCAGUCUUCCCCCCCCCCCUUUACCGCCCCGCACCAUCCGGAUUAGAUUUCGUUUCUCUUUCUUGUCCACAUCUUGCGUUUUUUUUGUUUUUCGCUUUUGGCUCCAUCAAAGGUGAUAUAGACACCAAAAGGAAGGCCAAAGGAAACCUAGGAUUCACAUGUUUUUGAAGCAUUCAUUUUUGGCUAUAAGAUCUGGAUCCAUCAUUCUUAAUCUCCCCAAGCCCUACUUCAUUUUAUUUUCUCUCUAUAUAUAUAUCCUGGAAAAGCUAACACACAGGCAAAAACACACACUUAUUUCCACAUUUUUUACCUCUAUAGUUGUUGAUGCAUUCAUUCAUUCUUGUCUUCACUCUUACCUCUUUGUUUCCUUCAUCAUCAUCAUCAUCUUUAUCUUUUUUUUUUGUUUCAGUGGAAGCAAAAGAAGACAACUGAUCAGCCAGUUACUCAUACACAUACAUACACAUACCCCACAUCCAUUCUAAUUCUUAUUACCUCUUCUCUUCUCUUCUCUUCUUUUUUUUCUUGGCUUUGGUUUCUCCUUUCUUUCUUUCUUUCCUUAUUUUUUCUUUCUUCUCUGCAAUUAGAUUUUAUUUUUUAUUGGAGAAUGCUCAGUUUAAAGAGUUUAGAGUGGGAGA
Messenger RNA from Puccinia graminis f. sp. tritici CRL 75-36-700-3, 1885 nucleotides. RefSeq lists its product as uncharacterized. The transcript has 6 exons. The record is from RefSeq and is a predicted model, not a curated record. Gene Ontology annotation, biological process: Golgi organization. Bases 197 to 1198 code for a protein of 333 amino acids. Lineage: Eukaryota; Fungi; Basidiomycota; Pucciniomycetes; Pucciniales; Pucciniaceae. Gene Ontology annotation, cellular component: endoplasmic reticulum; membrane; endoplasmic reticulum-Golgi intermediate compartment.